Molecule: messenger RNA, 816 nt
Organism: Anthonomus grandis grandis
Lineage: Eukaryota; Metazoa; Arthropoda; Insecta; Coleoptera; Curculionidae
Product: transmembrane protein 272-like
Exons: 4
Coding region: 107-682 (191 amino acids)
Source: RefSeq, a predicted model, not a curated record
CGUUUGCGCAUUUUAAAGGCCAUGCCUUAAUGGUUAGGCAGUAGCUAUUUUCAGUUGGCGGUCGUGAAUCGAAAUCGCGUAUUGUUUAUUACACACUUUGGUCAAAAUGGCAGAUAAUCAGGAGAAUCUUGCUAGUUAUCAAAAUGAGGAUAGAACCAAAAUGGAUCGAGUCAAGGAAAAAGUAAAACCUGGUGUACGAAUAACCCUGAUCAUCUCCCUCAUUUUUGCUUUGAUAAUGUUUAUCGUGGGGAUCUACGGAGUCCACAAAUGCCGCGCCGAUGAAAACAUUCCGUUUUUCCUGAUUGUCAUUGGUGGCAUUGGAGUAAUUUCCAAGGCGUGUUCCAUGGUAAGGGAGACUGUCUUAAGAGAGCACGCGCAUGUCCAGUACGCUGAGUCUUCUUUAUAUACAGUUGAAUUGGUUUUUCUACUUCUAGGCUCCUACUGGGUGUUCAAGGAGUACCAACCUAAUUAUGAUGACCCAAGCAAUUCAAAAUACUGCAACAAAACGGUUUACAUGUUUGCAUUUGUUUAUUUGAUUGUAAUGUAUGCUGUAAUUUUCUUAAUUGCUACAUGUUUCUGCUGCUUUUUGUCUUGCAUAUUUUUUGUUGCUGGCACUGCUGAGCCUGCCGAAGGAGAUAAUGAGUCACCCUCAAGACCGAUUAAUCCUGCGCAGAAUCCAUAGAAUAAAUUAAUUAAAGCAUUUAAUUCAUUCGACUCGAUGAUUUUUUAUGAUUAUGACCUUAAUAUUAUGUUAAUUUUUAUGAGUGUGAUAAGAAUAAGUAUUUUACGUUUUUCUUAAAUAUAUUUUUUUAUAUA